Molecule: messenger RNA, 1939 nt
Organism: Salvia splendens (bonfire salvia)
Lineage: Eukaryota; Viridiplantae; Streptophyta; Magnoliopsida; Lamiales; Lamiaceae
Product: RNA-directed DNA methylation 4
Exons: 13
Coding region: 76-1779 (567 amino acids)
Source: RefSeq, a predicted model, not a curated record
GUCUAUUUCUCCCGCAAAUACAUGUGGAUUAAAACCUUAAGCCCUAACUCACGAAAUUGAUCGAAUCCGACGAUAAUGGCGGAGAGUUCCUCUGCUCCUCCUACUGCCGACAAGCCUGUGAUUGUUAGGGUUAAGCGAAAAGUUUCUCAGUUUGCGCUCGAUGCUUUUUGGCUGGAAAUCCAUGAGAGGCCUGCUAAGCGUCCGUUGAUCGACUUCGGAAAGCUAUCAAUAUCUGAUGCUUCUUCGAGUAAAGUGGAGGAAUUCAAGACGCAAAAAAUCUUGGUACGACAUGUGGAGACAGUUGCUAGCUCCAAGGAUACAUUUGAUGUGCUGCGAUCUUUCGUGCCUAAUUCAUCAGACAAGUUGGAAUCAGAAGAGAAAAUUGAAAAACGAAAACGGAGUUUCAAGACUGUGGAUAAAGAAGGACAGCGAUUGGUCAACGCAAGACAGAGCCAAGAGGUUUUGUCAAGAAAUGCUCGCUUUGAGCAAAUAUGGAGAAGCAGAAAGCUGCAGAAAGACAAUCCUGGUGAUGAUGCUAUAUAUGAUAUGUGCCGACUCUAUGAUGUUGUUAGGAUUGAUGUUGAAGAGCACGCCGUUAAGGAGCACAUUGUUGAGGUGAAAAAGCAGAAGGAAGUAGACAUAGAUGAGUACAAGAUAAUGGGUGACUUCUUGCCUCUCCUGAGAGAAGUUUUGCCAACUGCUGCUGAGGAGAUUGAACACGAUAUCCACGACCUCGUUUCCAAACAAGAUGGGUACGUGUAUGAUGUCUAUACUAUUGAGGAGGAUGUAAAUGAGUUGGAUGCUGAUUAUGCUAGCCAAAUUCCGAAGAUCGAAGUUGAUGAUGAUGAAGACAUCUAUGAUGGCCCAGAUGUUACAGAAUAUGAAAGUGAUGAUUCUAACGAUGAAAACAAUCCCCUGAACGAUUAUCCGGAUGAGGAGGAGGAUGAGGAGGAGGAGGAGGAGGAGGAGGAGGAGGAGAGCAGAUCAUCUGAUGAAGAAUCGGAGGGUGAGAGUACAACUUCUGGAAGCCAGUCUGAUGAUCCAAAAGGGGGAAGUGAAGUAUCGUAUGGUCUGUCUGACAUGGGUUCGGAGGAGUAUGACUGGUUAGACUAUGCUGAUGAAAACUUAGAAGAUGAAGAAUCAUAUUGCUUUUACUUGAUCAACCAUGAUUUGAUGGGGGAGAACUCGUCGAUCCCAUUCGAACACUUCAGGCUCUCCGUCGAUUCCGAAAUUCCAUUUGAUCUAUUCGUCUCCAAGAAAUACAAGGGCCUCGGCCUCCGAGGAUUUGUCAGAUACGCCGAUUCAACCGGAAAUUCGGUCUACACUGUCGAGAAAUCCUCAGCUGCUAGCGAUCGAGAUUGUGUGAAGCAGCUCCUCGAUUCUUCUGGAAAUAUUCUUUUCUCAAUCAGGCGAGUUCACAAAGGAUCAUGGCGUGGAUAUAAGGGAAACGGUGAAGGCAAGAUAGAGAUAUUCACUGUAGAGAAGCAUGUGGAUGAGUCCAGUAGAAAUGAGUUCAGAGUGUUACUAGUUAAUGACAGCAACAAUGAAGAUUCAAAGACCGAGUUGUUGAUGAAAGGCAACCCUUUCCGGAGAUCCUGCACCAUCUACAAAGGUGACUCCAUUGUCGCUCAGACUAGCCUCAUGUACAAGCUUGGAAUGGGGAAGGUUUUCGUCCCCAGAAACCGGUUUCGUGUAACAGUCUUUCCAGGAUUUGCUGACCGUAGUUUAGUUGCUUGUCUCAUUGCUGUAUACUUCGAUGGAAGAAAGCUUUGGAUAUGAGGUGGUAUUGUGGUUUCUACUUCUCAUUGGCUUGAUACUCAACCUAUUAAAUUUUCUGAAAUGUUCAUUUGAAACAAAAGAUGAUAUGAUCAUAUGAGAUGACAGCAUUGUACAAUGUUGGACUUUCUCUUGGUUAAGAUGACUCUUACUUGUGAAUUCA